AUGGUGUUUCGUACCAGAGGAGGAAUUGUGUCAGCGGUUACCCGCGUCCAGAAUUACAUCAAUGGCCUCUCAGAUGCUUCAGACGAAGAAAUCAACUUCAUUGGUUACAAGGCUAACCUCAUCAGUCAGCUCAACCUGGUGAAAGCAAUGAAAGCCAAAUACAUCGGCAUCCAGGAUGAUAUCAUCAAAGGUCUACCAGAUGGGGCUACAAAGGAAGCAGAAAUCGUUUCCAAAGAGGAUUUUAUUGAGCGUUGUGAUGAUUUGAUUAGUCAGAUUGAUACGCUCAUUCUUGAAGCACCACAAUCCUCUUCAGAUGACUCCAAAAGGGAUCCUUUGUCCACAAGUGACAUGGCAAAGUUCUUCACGGCCUUCAUAACCCAAGCUGAGCAGAGACACCAACAACAGAUGGAGUUGCUUUUGAGCACUCUGACAAACACAGCAAGUACCAAUGAUACUAACACAUAUUGCAAAACUACUAAAUUGCCUCAAACAAAAUUGCCCACCUUCGAUGGCAAACAUGCCUCUUGGAAAUCGUUCAAAGAUAGAUUCACUUCCUCUGUGAUCAAUGUACCUAACAUUAGUAAUGUUCAGAAAUUAGACUACCUGAUGUCCGCCGUAUCAGGAAAUGCUGAAGCUUGCAUUAAAAAGCUCAGCAUGACGGAUGAGAACUUUGCGGUUGCGUGGAAAAUCCUUGAGGACAAAUUUGACGACAAAAACGAGAUCGUGUCAGAAUAUAUUAAAACCUUCUUUGCAAUGCCACGCAUGUCUUCUUCGGGCGCCCAGGCCAUUCAAGAGAUUACCAACGUUUUCACUGAAUGCACGAUGGCAUUGGACGCCAUGGAUCGUUGCAAGGAUGUCAAGAAUUCUUCCUCAAGCUCCAACAAACCCUCAUCCAACACUUCUCAGAACUCUCGACCUAAUAAGCCUCAGCUCCCAAAGAGGCAAGCCACUGCUCUCACAAAUUCUGCGAAUGCUUCUUCUUGCCGCUGCUGUUCCGAAUCGUCUCACCCUCUCUACAAAUGUCCUAAAUUUCUCAAUCAAACUCCUGGGGAGCGAUUCGAAACUGUCAAAACUUUGAGUCUGUGUAGAAACUGCUUCGCUACACACUUGACUCACUCUUGCACUUACCACAAGUGCCGAAAGUGCCAAGGACGGCACAACAUCCUUCUGCAUGACAAGUAUGCUUCUGACUCAUCCAAUCGCACUGAUCCUGCUUCAUCUUCUGCGAAUUCUGCAUCAAACUCCGGGUCUCCUUCCUCAAAUCAUACUUCGGAUUCGUCCGCUGUCGUCGCUGUAUGUGCUUCGUCAGAAAGUGAUCACUCUGAUUUACCUCCGAGGGUCUUCCUCGCGACGGCUUUGGUCAAUAUUCUCACGGCAAACGGCGAGAUGAUUCCCUGUCGCAUUAUCUUAGAUGGGGGAGCCCAAGUGAAUAUUAUGACGUCAGACUUAGCUCAACGCUUGAAUCUGCCGAGAUUUGCUUCUCGAUUGUCAAUUGCUGGGGUAAAUUCCACUCGAUCUCGUGCACGAUUCUAUGUGAAUGCAACCAUCCUUUCGAGGACUUCGGAUACGCAAUUCACCUUGAAAUGCUUCGUUUUGCCUAGUGUCGCUGGCAACAUUCCAAACUGGCCUGUCGACACCUCCAUGCUUCACAUUCCUCAUGAAGUUGCUUUAGCCGAUCCUGAUUGGGCGGUGCAAAGGCCUGUGGAUUUACUCAUAUGCGGCAAUCAUUAUUGGGCAAGUUGGUUAACCGACUCUAUAAGCUUGGGCCCAGGAUUGCCAAUCCUCAAAGAGACUGUCUUCGGCCAUGUUGUGGUCGGAGAACAAGAGCCUAUACCUCCACCCGAGAGCUUUGCCUUCACCGCCACUGCCUUGGAUCAAUCUAUUCGACGUUUCUGGGAGAUUGAAGAUGCGUCUGAACCUACAUCAGGGACUGAUGACCAAAUUGCCGCUGAAAAUCAUUUUGCUUCUACUCACCAGCGCAAUGAAGAUGGAAGAUUCAUCGUCCAACUCCCCUUCAGAGAGGACCCGCGUGUACUUGGAGAAUCUAGACCGCUUGCCAUCCGGCAAUUUCUCGCAUUGGAGCGCAGGUUUGACAAGAAACCUGCCAUGCGUACGGCUUACCGUGAUAUUCUACAUGAUCAGCUUCGGAGAGGAUGGAUAGAACCUGUACCCCAUGACGACUCCAACGUGAGUCCUGCUUAUUACAUGCCUCAUCAUGGCGUGUACAAGGAAUCCUCUACCACCACAAAGUUACGGAUCGUUUAUAAUGCGAGUGCUAAAACAUCAUCUGGAUCUAGCCUCAACGAUUUGUUACGCAUUGGACCGGUAGUUCAACCAGAUCUCGCCACCAUCUUACUUCGCUUUAGAAAACAUCCAUAUGCCAUGACUGCAGACAUAAGUAAGAUGUAUCUACAGGUCAUGCUAGAUCCCUCACACGCAAACUUUCAACGCUUCGUCUGGCGAGAUGAAAAAUCACAACGCAUUCAGGAUUUCCGCAUCACACGUGUAUGUUUCGGAGUGGCAUCGUCCCCUUUUCUAGCCACUAGGGCGCUUAUUCAAUUGGCUCAGGAAAGUGAGAGGACCCAUCCACUUGCAUCGGAGGCACUUCGAAACUCAUUCUACGUGGACGACUGCAUAAUCUCGGUAGAAUCCUUGCCAAAGGCGCAUGAAAUCCAGAAUCAGCUUAUUGAAGUUUUGAAAGGUGGUGGGUUUCUGCUCACCAAAUGGAUUGGAAAUCAUGCAGAACUGCAACCAUCACCAUCCACAGAAGAUGACACAGUCCAUAUCAACGACUCGUCCACUAGUACUUUGGGAAUCUCAUGGGACUCGAAACUAGAUGCAUUUUCAUUUCGUUCUCCCAUUUCCCCUGAUGAAGUCUGCGAUACAAAGAGGAAAGUCCUUUCGGCCAUAGCAAGGUUGUUCGAUCCCCUAGGAUUGAUUGGGCCCAUUGUCAUCGUAGCGAAGAUGAUUUUGCAGGACGCUCACAGCCUCAAGAUUGGAUGGGAUGAUCCAAUCCCAGAUUGGUUAGGCCUGAGGUGGAAUGCCUUUGUCUCUGACUUGCAGCAUCUCAAUCAACUCAGCAUUCCACGUUGGGUCUCACACAUUCCUGCACCCGUUCACAUCGAACUCCAUGCUUUCGCUGAUGCGAGCCAAAGAGCAUAUGGGGUGGCGAUUUACUUGGUGAAUAGUGAUGAAGAAGGAGCUGUUAGUUCUCGACUUUUGAUUGCCAAGUCUCGAGUUGCCCCUAUCACUCGGCAAACGAUUCCUAAAUUAGAGCUUUGUGGCGCGCAUCUCGCUGCUGAACUGGCUACGCGAGUGAGGAAACAAUUUGAUCCCGACGAUGUCUUUUUCUGGACAGAUUCAACCAUCGUGUUGUAUUGGCUCAAUGGCUCUUCAGAUCACUACAAUCGAUUCGUGAGCAAAAGGGUUAAGGAGAUUUUGAUGAUGUCAACAGCCUCUCAAUGGCGUCAUGUACCCACAUCUUGUAACCCCGCUGACAUCAUAUCCAGGGGAGCCACACCAAUACAACUUGAGGAGUCCUCCUUAUGGUGGCAUGGACCAGAAUGGGUGAAGCAAUCCAAGGAAAAUUGGCCUCCGGAAUUCCAACAAUUUGGCAUUCCUGCUAAUUCUCUGCCAAUAGUCCUAACAGAAACCGGAGAGGAUCAAUCUGAGUCGCUGCUUUCCAAAUUAUUAUUGCGUCACUCGACAUUGUCAAAGCUUCAGCGCAUCAUCGCGUACUGCCGCAGAUUCAUCACUCCCAAAGAGAGACGACAGCAAGGCAUUUUAUCUCCCGAGGAGCUUAACAAAGCAUUGGAGCGCUUGAUCUUCAUGGAUCAGAGUGAGAAUUUUCCGGGAGUCGCUGGAAAUAUUCUAAGUCGGGGCAGAAUUACACUGUCACAGUUCAAAUCCUUAUCGGCAUUGACUCCAUUUGUUGAUUUUGGGGGAUUAAUCAGAGUGGGUGGUCGCCUGGAGAAUUCCGACAUGCCAUUCCAAUCUAAACAUCCACUCCUCCUCCCCAAGUCUCCACUCACAAAGCUCAUAGUCCGGAACGAACAUCUCAAACAAUGCCAUGCUGGACCUUCACUGCUUCUAGCCACACUGAGACAAAGAUUCUGGCCUUUGUCCGGCAGGAAUGUUGUUAGGAAGAUUGUUCACGACUGCAUUCGAUGUACACGCGCGAAUCCGCGCCCUUUGCAACAGUUGAUGGGAGACCUCCCUCAACACCGUGUCACGCUCGAUCGUCCGUUCCAAAUCACUGGGGUGGAUUAUGCAGGUCCCAUUAUGUACCGUCCCUCGGUACCCCGGGGAGCGAUUGAGAGAAAACUGGGACUGCAGAAGGGCUAUAUUGCUGUGUUUAUAUGCAUGGCUACAAAGGCGGCCCACAUAGAGUUCGUGACAAGCCUCUCAACUGAGUCAUUCUUGGCUGCUUUCCGCAGAUUUGCUUCCCGAAGAAAUACGCCAGCACAAAUGUAUUCCGACUGUGGAACAAAUUUUGAAGGAGCAUCGCGGGAGCUAGCCAAACUUUUCCGUCAGGAACAAACGCAACAGGAGAUCGUAGAGGGAACUCGUGAAACUGGGAUAACCUGGCACUUCAUGCCUGGACGUGCGCCUCACCAUGGUGGCCUAUGGGAGGCCUGUGUCAAGAGCGUAAAGUAUCAUUUGACCAGAGUUGUCCAACACACCAAUUUCGCAUACGAGGAGCUGUGCACAAUCCUGUGCCAAAUAGAAGCCAUCUUGAACAGCCGCCCGAUAUCCCUCAUCUCUGACAAUCCCAACGAAAAGGAGUUCUUGACACCAGGACACUUUCUUACAGGUGUCCCAGGAAACUUCCCACCAGACCCAAAUGUCACGCAGAUUCCAGAGAACCUACUUGGGAUUUUCGGCUUCUCACUGCAUUGGUGUCUUCUGGAGAAUCUUGUGGAAGAAUUGGGCAGUUCAUCAGGAGGAUUUUCACCUGGAAGACCCACUGAGAGCCCCCUCGAAGCAAUCCAGAAGGCGAAAUAG
Phlebotomus papatasi is the source of this 5004-nucleotide messenger RNA. RefSeq lists its product as uncharacterized. The coding region runs from base 1 to 5004 and encodes 1667 amino acids. The transcript is spliced from 3 exons. Gene Ontology annotation, biological process: DNA integration. The record is from RefSeq and is a predicted model, not a curated record. Lineage: Eukaryota; Metazoa; Arthropoda; Insecta; Diptera; Psychodidae. Gene Ontology annotation, molecular function: nucleic acid binding.